Messenger RNA from Darwinula stevensoni, 1542 nucleotides. NCBI's taxonomy places the organism in Eukaryota, Metazoa, Arthropoda, Ostracoda, Podocopida, Darwinulidae. The record is from the annotation of a GenBank genome assembly.
AUGGCCGAUUAUAGUUACGAAUCGACAUACCUUCGCCAUGGAGAGUACCCCUCAUCCAUGAAGAGCAACCCUGGAGCUAAGUCCAACCUAAGGCGAAAAGCACAGAGUUUCUGCCUGAUUGGUGGAGUUUUGCAUAAGAAGGGGAAGGCCAAGGUUGAAAGGUGCGUCAGAUGUGUGCGCGUUCUCAUGACAAUGCUUUCAUCCUCAGAUGUCACGAAGAGAGUAAUGGAAAACAUAGAAGAACAAGAACAUAUUCUGAAGGCUUGCCAUGAAGGGGUCGGCGAUUCGUUAGAGACUAAGGCGCUUGGAGGACACAUCGGGAUUGACAAGAUGGAGCUGAAGUUGCUAGUAACAAAAUUUUUUGAAGGAGUGUGUUCCAGCUGUGGAGAGCGAAGAGUGUCUCUUCGGAGAAGGAUGCCCAACAGGCUUGUCAUGACCACCAGGCGACCUUCGCUUCCUGGAGAGCCCCCCAUCCUGGAGUCAUCUUCCGGAUCGGAGGGGAGCUCUCCCACGGCAACGACCACCUCUAGCUCUGAUUUUAGUGAGGGACACCAGGAGAGUCCAGAGAGUCCGGCCGUCGUUCCUAGUGUCCCCGAGGAGGUGGUCCAGCUGGAACCUGCCCUUGCCGGGGACGCGGAUCAACCCGAGCUGCAAGGCGUGCGAGACGACCUCACCAUUACGCUGGUGUUUUGGUGCCCCGGUCGUCUCUUCUGGCCGGUCUUCGCGGGAGUCUCCAAGAUUAUCGCCGCUGCGGUCUUCGAUAGGGUCUCCAAUAGACUCUGCGCUAAGAAACUCGUCGUCAUCCUACAAAAGCCGAUUGCCCGGCGUGCGAGAAGGCCUCACCCGUACGCGGGCGUUCGGGUGCCUCCGGCUCCCUCCUCUGAUUGCCCGGUCAGCAUAUCAAUAUCUGACCUGCGGGCAAUCGUGGGAGAAGUGAUGGAUGCCCGCCUGAUUUUGCGCGAACCCAACGCGUCCCGAAGUGAUAAGGUGGCCUCCGACGACUUGCCUCAAAUCCGGACUAUAGAGUAUUUUAUCGUCUCGGUCACCGACCUGCGGAGAGUGGUGGCCGAGGAAUUUGACCGCCGCAUGCUUGCCCCCGAGCAGCCCCAGGCCCACCCGCCCAUAAAACUAUCAGAGACAUAUGGGAUCCCGAAGCUGGUGAAUCAACGUACCCGACUACGAAAUGGAGGACACGAGAAUUCAAGGAGAGGAGUCAUGGGGAUAUGCAAGAACAGCUGGAUCCUCAUCAGCGGGGACGGUCCUGCUCAAAUCUUCAGGAACGAGAAAGAGAUACGACGAUGCUCUGAUGGAUCUUCCAACGAUCCAUGUCUCGAUGCGAAAAGAGUGGUGAAAGGAAUUCAACGUACCCGACUACGAAAUGGAGGACACGAGAAUUCAAGGAGAGGAGUCAUGGGGAUAUGCAAGAACAGCUGGAUCCUCAUCAGCGGGGACGGUCCUGCUCAAAUCUUCAGGAACGAGAAAGAGUCCCUGAUGAGGAGAGAUAAACUAGAUGAAAGCGAAAAGCUGAAAGGCUGCUGUUAA